Messenger RNA from Mytilus californianus (California mussel), 5537 nucleotides. Its product is annotated as chromatin-remodeling ATPase INO80-like. The transcript is spliced from 37 exons. Bases 199 to 4584 code for a protein of 1461 amino acids. Gene Ontology annotation, biological process: DNA repair. The record is from RefSeq and is a predicted model, not a curated record. Gene Ontology annotation, cellular component: Ino80 complex. Gene Ontology annotation, molecular function: DNA binding; ATP binding; histone binding. NCBI's taxonomy places the organism in Eukaryota, Metazoa, Mollusca, Bivalvia, Mytilida, Mytilidae.
UCCCAUCUUUUAAAUAGAUAAAUUAGCACUUUGUAAUGGCGGAAGACCCCCAGCAAAGGUGGAAGAUAUUCGUGAACUCGGCAAUGUUUGCUAGCCGCCAGUCGAGCCUGCACAAUGAAUUCCGCCAUUUUGAUUUUCCUCAGUCAUUCAUGAUACUCAACUUUUCGUUGAUGAGUGUAUCAAAGAGUGAUAUAAAUAAUGCUGCAGCACAGUACAUCACUUGAACACAACUAUGGACAACUUGCCAAACCACUACAUGUACAACAGGUUGAACAAGCCUUAAGAUUGGAACCAUUUUUGAAUUAUGUAGAAGACAUAAUAAAUAAACCACCUGCAAAUAGUGAGUAUGAUAGUACAGAUAGUGACUAUGAUGUUCUACAACCCAUGGUUAAAGAUAAUGAGGGUAGCAAGAUAUUAAAUGGUGUUACAAUUACAAAAGCAGAAAGAAAAGCAGACAAAACAAGGUUAUACAACUUCAGUAAGGUUAAGAAGUCAAGAAGAUGGCUAAGGAACAUACUGUUAAGCGAUAGUUCAUCUGAUGAAGAUGAGGAGAAGGCAAUUACUAAUGAAGAUUUACAAACCAUGCUUAAAAUCCACAAAUACCAGAGGAAACACCAGAUGCUUUUUUACCAAGAUAAUGAGCACCAUCAACACCAGUAUUACAGUACAGGUCUCCUAUCUAACUAUGACAAGUACCAUGAUCAUCAAAAACAUUUCCUGGGACCAAAGAAAAAGAUUGCUAAAGAACAAAGAAAGCAGGAGAAAAAAUUGAAAGUCAAACUUAAAAAACUGAAGAAAGAAAGACUGUCACCAGAUUCAAGUCAAGAAGAUGAAAUAGAUCCAUCUAUAUUAGAAGCAAUAUUAGCUCAUCGUAGAAAUGAAGCCAGAGGAGAUAAAAAGCUGUCACCAGAACAGGCUGAUAUUAAAAGAAAGAAAUUAUGGAUUACCAUUGCUAAAAAAGAAAUACCAAAGGCACAAAAACAAAAGGUAGCCGCAAGGAAAGAAGUGUUACAGACAUUGAAGAAGGUAUCACAGCAGUGUAUGAGAGAAGUGAGGAAGGCUGCCAUUCAAUCACAGAAAACAAUGAAGGAACAGCAGUCAAGGGCUAGGAGAAUGACUAGAGAAAUGGUCACUUAUUGGAAAAGAUUUGAAAAAGUUGAGAAAGAACACAGAAAGAGGGCAGAGAAAGAAGCAUUAGAACAAAGAAAGAUGGAUCUAGAAUUGCGGGAGGCCAGGAGACAACAGAGAAAGUUAAACUUUUUAAUUACCCAGACAGAACUGUAUGCUCACUUUAUGGCUAAGAAAAUGACAGGUGAAUCAGAGGAGAGACAGAAUGAAAUAUUACAUCAGCUGGAUGAAACCAAACCAGCAGGACAAGUCACAGUCAGUGGUGGUGUCCUUACCGAUUCUGCAUGUGAUGAUUAUGAUAGUGAUCGUAUGAAAGAUGUAGCUUUAAGAAAUGCUGAGGAUGCUUAUACAAAACAUCAAGCAAAGAAUUCCAUGUUUAGGCCAGAAUCAGUAACUGCUAGCAUGGAGUCCUCCUUUGCAAACCCUUCUAUCAGUACUGAUGCAGACCGUCCACAACCAAGUAUAUUUGAAGGCACUUUGAAGCCUUAUCAAUUAAAGGGUAUGAAUUGGCUUGCAAACCUGUAUGACCAAGGUAUCAAUGGAAUCCUUGCAGAUGAGAUGGGUCUGGGUAAAACUGUACAGAGUAUAGCAUUACUUGGUCAUCUUGCUGAGAAUCAAGGCAUCUGGGGGCCAUUUCUUGUGAUUGCACCAGCUUCUACAUUGCAUAACUGGCAACAGGAAGUGUCCAGAUUCUUUCCUAGAUUUAAGGUUGUACCGUAUUGGGGAAACUCUCAAGACAGAAGAGUUUUACGUAAAUUUUGGGAUUCACAGAAUUUGCAUCAAGAAGAAGCAUCAUUCCAUGUUGUGAUAACAAGUUACCAGCUCGUCAUCCAAGACGUGAAAUAUUUUCAGAGAAUAAAGUGGCAGUACAUGAUACUUGAUGAAGCUCAGGCUAUUAAAAGUAGUAGCAGUGUACGAUGGAAAAUUUUACUUGGUUUUAACUGCAGAAACAGACUUCUUUUGACUGGAACUCCUAUUCAAAACAGUAUGGCAGAGUUGUGGGCAUUGUUACAUUUCAUCAUGCCAACAAUGUUUGAUUCACAUGAAGAAUUUAAUGAAUGGUUUUCUAAAGAUAUAGAAAGUCAUGCAGAAAAACAAUCUGGGAUAGACGAAAACCAGUUAUCAAGAUUAAGGAUGAUUCUACAACCAUUUAUGUUGAGGAGAGUAAAGAAAGAUGUUGAAAAUGAACUUUCAGACAAGAUUGAGAUUCUGGUAUAUUGUCCACUGACCACCAGACAGAAGAUGCUAUACCAGGGAAUAAAGAACAAAAUUUCCAUAGAAGAUCUCCUCAGUAGUUCAUCCUCUUCUUCAUCUGCUCAAAACUCUGCUAGCAGUCUCAUGAAUAUUGUUAUGCAGUUCAGAAAGGUUUGCAAUCAUUCAGAGUUGUUUGAGAGAAGAGAAGUAAAGUCACCAUUUUUUAUGAAGAGAGAACCAUUUACAAUACCAAAACUAGUGUACAGAAAUUGUGUGCAAGACUUGAAUGUGUCCAGUAAACAAAAGAUACUGUACAAUAUGUUUUAUGUGUUUUCUCCUGAAAAUAUCCACCAGUCCAUGUGUUCAGAGUGUUCAAGUACCGGUGUAAAUAGUUUGUUUUCCUUCACAAAAUUUAUAGACAUAUCACCUAAAGAACUCCAUAAUUAUAUGUUUGGAGGUUUACUUGUCAGGUGGUUAGGAAUUUUUCUAAUGAUGAAAAUGGCAUACAGCAUACAUCACCAUAGAACAUGGCAUAGUGAAGAUACAAGUAAAUAUUUAAAUAGAAGAAGUUUUCUACUGUACACAGAUAAUCCAUUGUCUUUCACAAAUGUACAUAAUAGUCCAGUGCUCAGUGAACUUGUAUUCACAAAUUACACAUCUACUUUAUUUGGAUAUGAGAAUCAUACCUUACAUUGUAUGAAGGAAACUCAGGAACAUUGUAAAUUACGACACAGAAACCAGAAGAAGAAAAGUCCAUUUAGUCCUCCACAUUCACCUACAAAGAGUCCCAGUCAUCAUCCACUGCCUCAUGAAAUUCCACACCAUCAUAAAUACAGACCACCAAGAGUUCUGAAAUGUCAACCUACAGAGCUACCACCAUACAUGUACUACACAAUGCCAAAGGUCAAUGUAAAUGCUACUAGCUGGGAAUGUCAUGACAGGUCAGCAGCGUGGCAGAUAAUGAAAGAGAAUCUGUGUGGAACAUUGGAAGCAAGACAGAGUUUGUUGUAUGGUACACCAGAAAUAUACACUGGGGUCCGUUGGUGGAACCCCUGGUACUUCUCAAAAGUCCAGCCUGGAGGUCUUCUUGGUGUUCGUCCUAAACAUGGAAUGUCAGGGGUACACUGUCCAGACAAAGAGAGUUUGGUAACUGAUGCUGGAAAGUUGUUUGUAUUGGAUACAUUGCUACAAAGACUGAAAUCUGAAGGACAUCGUGUACUUAUAUACUCACAGAUGACAAAAAUGAUUGAUCUCUUAGAGGAGUACAUGUGGCAUAGAAAGCAUAUCUAUAUUAGAUUGGAUGGUUCAUCAAAGAUAUCAGAGAGGCGAGACAUGGUAGCUGAUUUCCAGUCUAGGAAUGAUAUAUUUGUGUUCUUAUUAAGUACAAGAGCUGGUGGAUUGGGAAUUAAUCUCACUGCUGCUGAUACUGUGAUAUUUUAUGAUAGUGAUUGGAACCCAACCGUGGAUCAACAAGCUAUGGACAGAGCCCACAGAUUAGGUCAGACCAAACAAGUUACAGUAUAUAGACUAAUCUGUAAAGGGACCAUUGAAGAGAGAAUUCUUCAAAGGGCCAAAGAAAAAAGUGAGAUUCAGAGAAUGGUUAUUAGUGGAGGAACUUAUAGACCAGAUGUACUCAAGCCAAAGGAAGUUGUCUCCCUUCUUAUCGAUGAUGAGGAAAUGGAACGAAAAAUAUUACAAAAGACAGAUGAAAAGGGACCAUCAAAAGAUGAAGGAGGCAAGGAGAAAGAAAAGAAAAGAAAGAGAGAAUAUGUCAGGAAAAAGGAUUCCAAAAAGGCAAAACAAGAUGAGAAUGUAACAAUUCCAGCAGAUACAGAGUCAAUGACUAGUUUUGAUUCUAUGUCUGUCCCAGCCAGCCCUCAGAGUGUUAUAUCAUACGGCAGCGAGUUCACUCAGCAAUCUGGAUUUGGUGUAGAUGAUAGCAGUAAUGAUGCUUUAGUCAUUGUUGAUGACCCACUAUUGGGAGGAUCAACUCAAGCUUUGACCCCACCAACUAAAAGAGGAAAGAGAGGUCGUCCAAAAGGUUCUACAGGAUCACGGAGGCCUAGGGGUAGAGGACUGAAGAAAGCUUUAAGUGCUGCUGAAAUUGCAGGUGCCCAGGCAGGUUUAACAGCGGCAUAUGCUGCUUAUGGAUAUAAUUUCACAGGUACUGGUAGUUCUCCAAGCAGUAAAAGCAAUAGUUCAUUCAUGAUUGGUGAUUCUCCAAAAAAUACAAACUCACCACAAGAUUCAAAGAAACAAUAGGACUACAUUUUAUGUGUGCACAAAUUGUUGAUGCAUUUUAAUGAUUGCAUGUGAUGCAAAUUUAAGUUGUUAGUUAAGAAGCAUGCAUGUCAUUGCCUAAUGCAUUUAUUUGAGUAAAUUUAAGUUUUACUGUCUUUACAUCUCACCUUGUGUAAGUGAUUUCUGUCAUUCAAAUAUUCCAAAUGUUGGAAUAUUAAAUUGUUCAUCAGUUUUUCAAUUAUUUCAAGUCAUCCAAUAAAACAUGAAAAUUUUAUAAGUCCUUCUAUGUGUAUUAUUCUAGACUUUAAACAUCACUUUGAAUGUACCUUUCUCAUUUAAAUUAAGACUCUUUUAAAACAAACUUUUUGUUAAAUGACAAAUAAUUUGCUUUUACCACUUCUACAACUUUGAGAACAAUUAUUUAAAAGAAUUUACAUCAAGUUUUUUCAUUGUUUAUUUUACCCAUUGUUGUAAUACCCAAUUUAAGAAAAAACUUGCCAAGGAGUAAUCUCCCUUUGCCAUUGAAAAUUCACAGAUAAUCCCUUUUGAUUUCCCUGAAAUACAGGAAUCAAUGUUCUAAAGUAGCUUGAUUUAAUUAAUUCUGACUUAGCUAAUUUGAUUUAAUGGCCAAGGCUUAUUGCAUAAAGUUAGGUUAAAGGUCAGUAAGUUAAUAUGUUUAUGCUGAAGUCGUUAAAAAUAUUAAUAAAAGAAGAUGUGCAUGUUUGGGAAUAAUUACCAAAGAAGUCUAUAGAUCUUGUUGCAUUAUAUUGAAUCUGUAAUAGGAAUACCUAUAUAAUUACUAUAUAUUGAUUAAAGCAUGUAACAUUUACAUGAAUUUUACCUAACAUUGCUUCUUAUUUAUACAAUAUAUUUGGUAAUAGAUUGUUAUGUUUAAGUGAUGGCAUAUUUUUUUGUAAAAAAUGUUGGAAACAAUUACAAAAUCAUGGGAAAAAAAUAAAAAUAUUGAAACAAGA